AUGUUAAAACUAUUAUUCUUGAUUUUGUGUUCCUCCUGCGUUUUUGCGCAGGAUGGAACCGCCGUAAGAGAGAAAAUGGAUGUGUUCCGUUUGCCGAACAAUACCGAACCGAUAUCCUACACGUUAGAUGUACAGACUUUUAUUGAUCCACAAAAAAACCAAUUCACAUUCACCGGUACCGUGAACAUAACCAUUCGGGUAAAAACAUCAACAGAAGAGUUAACUUUGAAUGUAGAUGAUUUAAAAAUAAAUCAAAUCGAUGUGACUACGGAUUCGACAACUAACAUUGCAGUGACCGGAAACCACGUCGUGGUCAAAAAUGAACAACUCGUUAUUCAAUUUAAGUCACCUGGACUUAUUGCCGAUCGAGUAUAUAAUGUUCAAAUCGCAUACUCGGGAGAGUUACGGAACGACAUGACAGGUUUCUAUAAAAGUUGGUACAAGGACGAAGAUGGUAGUGUAAAAUGGUUAGCCGUUACUCAAUUUGAACCAACAUAUGCUAGAAGAGCGUUCCCGUGUUACGACGAACCUGCAUUUAAAACACCCUUUACAAUUUCUGUCACAAGAUUAGAAAAACAAAUUUCUUUAUCAAACAUGCCAAUAGCAGGACAAACUAUCAAACAACCCCUUACUGAAGGUGGCCCUAAAUAUGUACGUGAUCAGUAUCAAACUACAGAACCAAUAUCUACGUACUUAGUAGCAUUUUCGGUUUCGGAAUUUGUAAAUACAACAAAAGAUCAAAGAGUUUACAUUUACACUCAUGCAGACUAUAUUAAUCAAGCGACGUACAUCGAAGAAAGAGCUACUAAAUUACUCAAUCUGAUGGAAAUUUAUACAAACAUACCAUAUAUGUAUUCCAAAAUAGACCUUUUAGCAGUUCCAGACUUUUCAUUUGGUGCGAUGGAAAAUUGGGGAUUAAAUACAUACAGAGAAAAAUAUUUACUUGUGACAAAUAAAUCUACUGAAAAAGACAAAGAGUUUGUAAUUACAACUGUUCAACAUGAAUUGUCACACCAGUGGUUUGGCGAUCUCGUAACAUGUUCAUCGUGGAAUUAUCUUUGGUUAAAUGAGGCUUUUGCCACAUUAUUCGAAUAUUUUGCUGUGCAAGUGGCAGAACCUGACUGGCGUAUUGGAGAUCUAUUUGUCAUUGAACAACAUCAAGAAGCAUUAGCCUACGAUCAUAGACCACGUCAUCCAAUCACAGCAACCGUUAAUGAUCCAACUGAAAUACAAGAUAUUUUCGAUACAAUUACUUACAAUAAAGGAGCUUCAGUACUAAGAAUGUUAAAUCAUGCAUUGAAUGAUGAUAUAUUUAGAACAUCUUUAACAUUGUAUUUGAAUACUUAUAAGUAUAAAGCUGCAGAACCAAAAAAUUUAUGGAGUUCAUUUGAUAGUGUAUUAUUUGACGCUAAUUAUAAAUCAGGGAUAUUAGGAAAUAAAAUUACUGUCGAAGAGUUUAUGAGGCCGUGGACUGAUCAAGCAGGAUAUCCUGUAAUAAAAAUCGACACAUCGAGUCCCAACUAUAUUGGUAUAUCCCAAAAACAAUAUCAAGUGGAUGUACCUAAACUAAAUUCUACAAAUUUGUGGUAUAUUGGUCUUUCAUAUACUACGCAAUUACACAAACAAUUUAAUAAUCUUCAACCAACAGUUUGGCUGAAUCAGACAGAAACCGGAAUAAGUAUACCACUUUCGUUUGAUGAAGGAUGGGUAAUAUUUAAUCUUCAAUCAACAGGUUUUUAUAGAGUUAAUUAUGAUCUUAAAAACUGGGAUCGACUAAUUGCUGAACUGAAGUUCAACCCAAAAACAAUACAUGUUCUUAACAGAGCACAACUGAUUGAUGAUUCGUUCAACUUAGCAAGAGCAGGCGAAUUGUCACAUUUUGUACCGUUUACUUUAGUGUCAUAUUUAGAGAAAGAAGAUGAUUUUAUUCCAUGGUACUCGGCGUUAAAUAGUAUGUCAUUCAUUGUAGAAAGAUUGAGACGUUGUCCACAUACGGGAGCUCAAGUAAAAGAUUUUGCAAAAACAUAUGCGGAAAUAGCAUAUAAAAAAGUCAGUGACCAAUAUGAGAAAAAUGACAGCAAACAUUUGACAAAGACUAGUAUGCAAGCAUUCUCGAACUGGGCAUGCAAAUUAGAUGUUGAAUCAUGUAUUAAAUCAACUUUAAACUAUUUUAACGCGUGGGAAAAAAACGGAACAGAAAUACCACCGGAUGUAAAAGAAGCAGCCCUCUGUAGUGGUGUCAAAAAUGGAACUACCGAAACAUGGAAUAAUGUUUUUGAAUUAUUUAAAAAAACAUCAUCAACCUCAGAACGACAAGCAUCACUAUUAGCAUUGGCUUGCAGCACAAAUAGCACAAUAUUGUCCAACUAUUUAAACCUUUUACUCGAUGGUAAAUGUCCAAUACGUCCACAAGAUUAUAAAACUGUGUUUAAAUCACUGACAUCAACACCAGUUGGUAUUAAUGUAACAACUCAAUUUUUACAAAACAAAAUCAACGAAUCUCUGAGUAAUAUGUGGGAAGGCGAAGAAAUGAUUAUGCUUAUGUACUCAUAUUUGGCUUCAAAUGUUGCAACAGUGAAAGAAAUUAAUGAGAUAAAUGCAAUCAGAAGAUUUACUUAUUUAUCACCAGCAUUGAAAGAAUCAUUUGAUGAUUCGUACAAAGAAGUGGAACUCAAUUCUGCUUAUUUUGAGAGAUGUCAUCCACUUAUGCACGAAUGGUUCGAUCCACCCAGUCCAACUACUGUAGCACCAUCCAGCGCCAUUUCAAACUCAUACCAGUACUUUAAUGUUAUUGUUUUAUCUUUGAUUUUUGUAACAACACUAGUAAAUAUUAAUUAUUUCAAUGUAAUGCAAUAA
Molecule: messenger RNA, 2856 nt
Organism: Macrosiphum euphorbiae (potato aphid)
Lineage: Eukaryota; Metazoa; Arthropoda; Insecta; Hemiptera; Aphididae
Source: the annotation of a GenBank genome assembly